AAGGAUAUAACCUGAAGCAGAGGCGAAGUGGUGCCGUCAUGCCAUAAACCCCAGAAAGCACAAGCAUAUGAAUAUGGCGACUCCCAACCCUAACGUCGUUUUCAUAGACACCAACCUCGAUACCCACUUGGCCCUCGUCGUUUCCGACCUUGACACUGUCUCCGACCUCAAAAAGAGUAUUCUGUCGGAACAUCCCUUAUGCUUUCCGAAAAUUGGGCAAGUUCAGAUUCAUGGUAUAAAGGUUGAGCGCAAGGGGUACUUUUACCACCUUACAGAUUCCAUGCCCGUGAGAAGUGCCUUCAGGGGCAUCAAUGGGAGCUGGUUUCUCAGUGUUGAUGUUUCUGUGUUGAGGGAGUGUUCUCAGAAUGAGCAAUUAUUUUCUCACGGUUCCCCUAACCAGGUGGCCACUCUUGGCAUUGCAAAUAAUGCUUUGAUUGUGGGUUCUCCAUCCAAGAGGGUGUCCACCUUUGACCAUUUCAAGUUGCCUCAGUUGGAGAACAGACAAAAUGAAGAAAUUCAUGUUGCUAGUCCAUGUGUUUCAAAACAUACCGGCAAAGGAGUUAAAUCGUCUGCUGACAAUGACAUGGAAACCCCAUUACCUGGUUCUGUUCAUGAGACAGAGGACCAUUGCUUUGUAAAUCGUGAACUGCCAAGUUUAAAUAUUGAGUGCGAAGUAGAUGGAUCUGGUAAAGGCAUUAAGGAUGAUCAUAAUGUAUGUGAAGAGACUCCUGUGUCAAGUGCAAAGAAAAAACGAAAGAAUAAAAGGAAAAAAGAAGACACAGCGCAAGAUGAUACUGCUGUAGACAAUGCUCUUAGUUUUCCAUCCAAAAGGGCAUCCGGUGCAAAUAAUGAACUUCCAGGUUCACGUAUUGAACACGAGGUAGAUGGAACCAUUGAAGGCAUUAAGGAUGCUUGUAUUGUACAUGAGGAGGGAAAUUGUAAAUCUGUAUCAAAUGUGAAGAAAAAACUGAAAGGUAAAAGGAAAAAAUUAGGCACGUUGCAGCAUGACACUUCAAAAGUAAAUGAUGCUUCUGUUGUUGGAUCUGGUGAUUAUACAAUUCAGCAGGAUAUUGAGGUCAUAGCAAACCCUUCAGAGGAUGCAGAUAAAGAAGUAACUAAGGAAACUGAAAUUUUAAAGGAGCAUCAGCACACUGAUUGCAACAAUAAUAACACUAAGAAUGACAUUGAUGUUGCUGCAUCUGCAAAUAAGAAGCAUAGGAAAAGGAAGAGGUCUUUGGCUGUUGAUUCUAAAGAAAUGUUCAAGGUAGAGACAGCAAUUCAGCAGGAUGAAGUGCAUAAGUCUAAUGAAGCACAUAAGGAAAAGAAAGAAUCAAAAGAGCAGUUUGAACUUAAAAAUGAAAAAUCUAGGGAUGAUGUUGAAUAUAAGCAAGAUCAGGUAACUGAAGACAUUUUAAAUACUGGACCUCCUGCAAAGAAAAAGAGGAAUGGCAAAGAGAAAAGUGUAGAAGUAAUUUUGUCCAAGGCAAAGUUGAUUAAUCAUUUCAAUGGAGACAAUGCUUCUCACCACAUUUUGGAGGAUCAACAGAAGAUUAAAAACAGCAAUGCUGACCAAUCAGCUAAACAUUUUGAUGACACAGAUCCACCAAGAACUAGUGUGCAGGGUAGGAGGAAGAAAGGGAAGAUAAAUUCAUCAAAUCCUCAUGAAACACCUGUAGUUACUUCUUCCAGGAAAGGUGAAGAAGCAGAUUGUUCCAGCAUUCAAAGAGGUGUUCAGGAGGAAAUAUCUGAAGAUGCCCUAUCAUCUAAAGAUAAUAGUAUGAGGAAAGCUACUAUUGACAACAUGGAGACUGGAACAGAUGCAUGCAAAGAAGGCUUUCAAUAUACAGAAAGAGCAACAGGAUAUUAUAAGAACCAUUCUGACAUUGAAACAAAUGCACACAUAGCUGAUGUGGAUGAGCCUAUGGAGCUGACAGAGAAUAGUGAGAAUGUUGUCCUUGAUCAAUGUCAUAAAAAUGAAGCUGGUCAGAUUGAGGGAGCUGAGGAAGGAAGAGAAUUAUCACCACAAAAUGAUUCUAAGUUAGCCCUGUUGGAAAAGUCCACAUCAUCCAGCCAGGAUAAAACAGAUGCAAACAUCAGAGAAUUAAAUGUGACUUCAAAAGGUGUGGAUGCCAAUGGAAUGACUGAACCUAUAAAGUCAGAGAAGGAAAAAAGAAGGAUGAGAAAAGCUAAGAGUUCAGGUGGAGGGUCUGCACUUAGAGAAGGUAUUGGCCUUGUGGAUGCUUCUGAGAGUGAAACUGUUAUUAUGAAAUCUCUUAGUGCAAAAAAUUGUGAUCCUAUGUCAGGAAAUACAGAGACAGAGGAUAACCCUUUAAAUCAAACAGAAGGGGAAAAAAUUCAUCAGGAGAAAGUACAAGGGACUUCUGAUAAGGAAGAUGAUUUUGGUGUUGAUAAUGCUGGUUCCUUGGAACAAAUUACAACUAAAUCUAAUGAACGCAUGGACAAGAGACAGAGAAAGAAAUCAAACGACAAACAGACUUCUACCUCAAAGAUCAUAUCAAGUAUGCUAACAAAAGAUAAAGUUCUUGAUAGUAAGAAGCCAUCACCAUCUUCUGACAGUGGAACGCAUGGCAAACCUUCAGUUGCAGUGACAAAGAAAAGUAAAUCUACAAGCACAAAGUCCACUAACAAAUCAAGCAAAACAAAUUUGGAACUGGUGGAAGAGUCUGUUAGACUUGAACUUUCUGAUUCUCGAUUUAAUACUGGGGGUAAAGAUGCUGCCCAACAAUCAACACGCUCUGGAGAGAAAGAUGAUGAUAACUUGGAAGCAAUAAAUGGACAAGCUCAUGCUGAGGAUUUAAGCUCCUCACAGCAAUUAUUAUCAAAGGAAGAGCUUGAUGUAAGGAGUCACCCUUGUAAGAAGGUUCCAAAUGUACACAGGGCUGGACAAGAUUCAAAAUUGUCUGGUAGGUCUGACAGGGCCAUGUCCUUAUUUGGAGAAAACAGAAAGGCUCAUGUCAAUGCUUCUGGGAAAAGUAUGGAUUUGGAGAAACGAAGAAAACAUGUUCCUGUAUCAAACUCAAAGCCGGAAGGUUCCAUAAAAAUGGUUCAAAAUAAAGCAGGAAAAGCUUCUGGGAACAACAUUCAUGGAGUUGCAAGUAAAAUACAACAGAAGAAGAGCUUGUUAUCAGGAGCAAUUUUCAAGGAUGAUAGUAGCGGCACCUCUGUAGAUGAAGUUGAUAAUUCUGAUGCCAGUACUAGAACUCCAUCAUAUAAUCCACUGUUGUCUGAUUUUUCUGAUGGGGAUAGCAGUUCAGUUUCAAAUGGUGGUAGAAGUCUGGAAAAUGGUGCAAGAAGUUCCAUAAAAGCAAGGUUGUCAGGCACAAAAGGGAUGUCAAUCGAUCAUGUUCUUAGAAGCUCAAGCAGGUAUAAAAAGGCCAGAACAACGGCCUCUCAAUUGGAAGAGACUCAAAGCCAGCCCAAAUUUGUUCCAGACAGCCUCGCCGAGUAAUCACACAUUUCAGCAGAAGAAAGGAAAAAGGACACGUAACCACAACAGUGGUAUUUUUGUUCAUUUUUGUGUCCUUACAGAGCUCCGUCUUUGUUGCCCUUUUACUUGUAGGUUUAUCUCGUUCUUAACAUUCCAAAAUCCAAACAGAAAACUAUUUUUGCCGUGUAAGCGUGUUUACCUAUCUAGUUGGUGAUUUAUAUCACGAAUCUAGUAAAGGAGAACAAUGUGAUAUAUUCUACUACUAUAUGUAUGUUACACUAAAUUACUUAUAUCCCUAGUGUGAAUUGUGUGAAGUAUCUUUCAAUUC
This is a messenger RNA of Glycine soja, 3776 nucleotides long. RefSeq lists its product as uncharacterized. The transcript has 6 exons. NCBI's taxonomy places the organism in Eukaryota, Viridiplantae, Streptophyta, Magnoliopsida, Fabales, Fabaceae. The record is from RefSeq and is a predicted model, not a curated record. The coding region runs from base 68 to 3469 and encodes 1133 amino acids.